Messenger RNA from Dentiscutata heterogama, 951 nucleotides. The record is from the annotation of a GenBank genome assembly. Lineage: Eukaryota; Fungi; Glomeromycota; Glomeromycetes; Diversisporales; Gigasporaceae.
AUGGACUCAACAAUUUUAUUAAAUAAUGUUGAAACAAGUGGACAAAAAUCUGCUUCCUCUGAUACAAAUUCUGAUAAAAAUCCUGAUACAAAUCACGAAAUUUUUCUCUCUGGAAUUUCCAACGAAACCGAAAUGAUUAUUUUUAAUAAUCAAACUGAAAUGAAUAAUCGAAAGCCUGCACUCCAUGAUUUUGACUAUGGAAUUCCUGAUCUUUUAGCAUGUACAAAUUGUCGCAUGAGUCAUCGAAGAUGCAUAAGACUUCCCGAAGGCAUCUGUGCAAACUGUAGGAAUAACAGUCUUUAUUGUAUUUAUAUAUCGGGUAGAAAACGUGGGCCAAAGACCAAUUCCCAAUUUCUUCCCGAUGUUAAUCCUUGUGAAACUGCUACCAAUGCAUUAUGCUCUUCAUCAAACGAUUAUAACAUUAUUUCUCCCAAUACACAUAAUGAAACUACUGAAACAUUCCAAAAUAUGUCCAUUAGUCAAUCAUUUUUACCUUCUUUCUUUCCUUUCGUUCACGAUGAACCAUCACAAAAUAAUGAUCCUUUAAUCGUUAAUCCAUAUCAAAAUAUUUCAUCAUCCUCUACUAGCCAUUUAACCGAUUCCUUUUCUGUUGAAACUCCUAUCAAUAUCAACCCAUAUAGAACUGCUGAAAUAUUCCAAAAUGUAUUUCUUUCCACUCACGAAGGACCAGCACAAAACAAUGAUCCUUUAACUAUAUCAUCUUCUAUUAGUUAUUUAAAUGGUUCCUCUUCUGUUGAGACUCCUAUCAAUAUUAACCCAUAUGGAACUGAUGAAAUAUUCCAAAAUGUAUUUCUUUCCGCUCACGAAGAACCAGCACAAAACAAUGAUCCUUUAACUAUAUCAUCUUCUAUUAAUUAUUUAAAUGAUUCCUCUUCUGUUGAGACUCCUAUCAAUAUUAACCCAUAUGGAACUGAUGAAAUAUUCCAAAAU